Dentiscutata erythropus is the source of this 450-nucleotide messenger RNA. The record is from the annotation of a GenBank genome assembly. Lineage: Eukaryota; Fungi; Glomeromycota; Glomeromycetes; Diversisporales; Gigasporaceae.
AUGUCACUACCAAAGAGAAUCGUUAAGGAAACUGAGCGCUUGAUACAAGAGCCUGCACCCGGCAUUAGCGCCACACCUCAUGAAGAAAAUCUCCGUUAUUUUGAUGUCAUCAUUGCUGGACCGAGCCAGUCCCCUUUUGAAGGUGGCGUUUUCCAACUUGAGCUGUUUUUGCCCGAAGAAUAUCCAAUGGCACCACCCAAGGUCCGUUUCAUUACUAAAAUAUACCAUCCAAACAUUGAUAAACUUGGCAGAAUUUGUUUGGAUAUUUUGAAAGACAAGUGGUCGCCAGCUCUUCAAAUUCGUACGGUACUUCUCUCCAUACAGGCUCUUUUGUCGGCACCCAAUCCAGAUGACCCAUUAGCAAAUGAUGUUGCACAACAUUGGAAGGAGAAUGAAAAAGCGGCUAUUGCUACAGCUCGGGAAUGGACUCGUAGUUAUGCUCAAGGCUGA